AUGGCCCAACUGUACUACAAAAAAGUCAACUACUCACCUUACAGAGACCGUAUCCCCCUGCAAAUCGUGAGGGCUGAGACAGAGCUCUCUGCAGAAGAGAAGGCGUUCCUCAAUGCUGUGGAGAAGGGGGACUAUGCCACCGUGAAGCAGGCCCUACAGGAGGCUGAGAUCUACUACAACGUCAACAUCAACUGCAUGGAUCCUCUGGGCCGGAGCGCCCUGCUCAUUGCCAUUGAGAAUGAGAAUUUGGAGAUCAUGGAGCUACUGCUGAACCACAGCGUGUAUGUAGGCGAUGCAUUGCUCUACGCCAUCCGCAAGGAGGUGGUGGGCGCUGUAGAGCUUCUGCUCAGCUACAGGCGGCCCAGUGGAGAGAAGCAGGUUCCCACUCUGAUGAUGGAUACCCAGUUCUCUGAGUUCACACCGGACAUCACUCCCAUCAUGCUGGCCGCCCACACCAACAACUAUGAAAUCAUCAAACUGCUUGUUCAAAAACGGGUCACUAUCCCACGGCCCCACCAGAUCCGCUGCAACUGUGUCGAGUGUGUGUCCAGUUCAGAGGUAGACAGUCUGCGCCACUCCCGCUCCCGUCUGAACAUCUAUAAAGCGCUAGCAAGCCCCUCACUCAUUGCCUUAUCAAGCGAGGACCCCAUCCUAACUGCCUUCCGUCUGGGCUGGGAGCUCAAAGAGCUCAGCAAGGUGGAGAAUGAGUUCAAGGCGGAGUAUGAGGAACUCUCCCAGCAGUGCAAGCUCUUUGCCAAAGACCUGCUGGACCAAGCUCGGAGCUCCCGGGAACUGGAGAUCAUCCUCAACCAUCGAGAUGACCACAGUGAAGAGCUUGACCCUCAGAAGUACCAUGACCUGGCCAAGCUGAAGGUGGCAAUCAAAUACCACCAGAAAGAGUUUGUUGCUCAGCCUAAUUGCCAACAGUUACUUGCCACUCUGUGGUAUGACGGCUUCCCUGGAUGGCGACGGAAACACUGGGUAGUCAAGCUUCUUACCUGCAUGACCAUCGGAUUCCUCUUUCCCAUGCUGUCUAUAGCUUAUCUGAUCUCACCCAGGAGCAACCUUGGGCUGUUCAUCAAGAAACCCUUUAUCAAGUUUAUCUGCCACACAGCAUCAUAUCUGACCUUCCUCUUCAUGCUUCUCCUGGCUUCUCAACACAUUGUCAGGACAGACCUUCAUGUACAGGGGCCUCCCCCAACAGUCGUGGAAUGGAUGAUAUUGCCUUGGGUUCUCGGUUUCAUUUGGGGGGAGAUUAAGGAAAUGUGGGAUGGUGGAUUUACCGAAUACAUCCAUGACUGGUGGAACCUGAUGGAUUUUGCAAUGAACUCACUCUACCUGGCAACCAUUUCCUUGAAGAUUGUGGCCUAUGUAAAGUAUAAUGGUUCUCGUCCAAGGGAAGAAUGGGAAAUGUGGCACCCGACUCUGAUUGCGGAAGCACUGUUUGCAAUAUCCAACAUUUUAAGUUCGUUGCGUCUCAUAUCCCUGUUCACAGCCAACUCCCACUUGGGGCCUCUGCAGAUCUCUUUGGGGCGCAUGCUGCUUGAUAUCCUCAAAUUCCUCUUUAUCUACUGCCUGGUACUGCUGGCUUUUGCCAACGGACUGAACCAGCUUUACUUUUACUAUGAGACCAGAGCGAUCGAUGAACCAAACAACUGCAAGGGAAUCCGAUGUGAGAAACAGAAUAAUGCCUUCUCCACGCUGUUUGAAACCCUUCAGUCGCUCUUCUGGUCUGUAUUUGGCCUUCUAAAUCUCUAUGUUACCAACGUGAAAGCCAGACAUGAGUUCACAGAGUUUGUGGGAGCUACCAUGUUUGGGACAUACAACGUCAUCUCCCUGGUGGUGCUGCUGAACAUGCUGAUUGCCAUGAUGAACAACUCUUACCAGCUUAUUGCCGAUCAUGCCGAUAUUGAGUGGAAAUUUGCAAGGACAAAGCUCUGGAUGAGUUACUUUGAUGAAGGCGGCACCUUGCCACCUCCUUUCAAUAUCAUCCCCAGUCCCAAGUCAUUUCUCUACCUUGGUAACUGGUUCAACAACACCUUCUGCCCCAAAAGAGACCCUGACGGGAGACGGAGGAGGCACAACUUGAGAAGCUUCACAGAACGCCAUGCUGACAGCCUGAUACAGAAUCAACAUUACCAGGAAGUUAUCAGGAAUUUAGUCAAAAGAUACGUGGCCGCUAUGAUAAGAAAUUCCAAAACGAACGAGGGACUGACAGAAGAAAAUUUUAAGGAAUUAAAGCAGGACAUCUCCAGCUUUCGAUAUGAAGUACUCGACCUCUUAGGAAAUAGGAAACACUCAAGGAGAAGCUUUUCCGCAAGCAGCACCGAACUGUCCCAGAGGGAUGAUACCAAUGAUGGCAGUGGUGGGGCUCGGGCCAAAUCCAAGAGUGUCUCUUUCAAUUUAGGCUGCAAGAAAAAGGCCUGCCACGGGCCACCUCUCAUCAGAACCAUGCCAAGAGCCGGCGGUGCCCAAGGGAAGUCAAAAGCCGAGUCAUCAAGCAAACGCUCCUUCAUGGGUCCUUCUCUCAAGAAACUCGGUCUCCUAUUCUCCAAGUUUAACGGUCAUAUGUCUGAACCCAGUUCAGAGCCAAUGUACACCAUUUCGGAUGGCAUCGCUCAGCAGCACUAUAUGUGGCAGGACAUCAGAUAUUCUCAGAUGGAGACCAGGAAAGCAGAGGCCUGCUCUCAAAGUGAAAUUAACCUCAGUGAGGUAGAAUUAGGGGAAGCCCGGGGCGCUGCUCAGAGCCGUGAAUGCCCUCUAGCCUGUUCCAGCUCUCUCCACUGUGCAUCCAGCAUCUGUUCCUCGAAUUCUAAACUUUUAGACUCCUCAGAGGACGUCUUUGAAACUUGGGGAGAGGCUUGCGACCUGCUCAUGCACAAAUGGGGUGACGGACAGGAAGAACAAGUUACAACUCGGCUCUAAGUCAGACCCCUACCACCUGUUCUGGAACUCAAGAGAAACUUUGUAAUUUCCUUGCCCUCAAAGGUGACACGGCGUACGACUCCCUCAUUGCCC
Messenger RNA from Panthera uncia (snow leopard), 3018 nucleotides. RefSeq names its product transient receptor potential cation channel subfamily C member 5 (gene TRPC5). The transcript is spliced from 10 exons. The coding region runs from base 1 to 2925 and encodes 974 amino acids. Gene Ontology annotation, molecular function: store-operated calcium channel activity; protein binding; inositol 1,4,5 trisphosphate binding. Gene Ontology annotation, biological process: calcium ion transmembrane transport; manganese ion transport; regulation of cytosolic calcium ion concentration. Gene Ontology annotation, cellular component: membrane; cation channel complex. The record is from RefSeq and is a predicted model, not a curated record. NCBI's taxonomy places the organism in Eukaryota, Metazoa, Chordata, Mammalia, Carnivora, Felidae.